CCAACCCACAUGGGGCUAAUCCCUAGCUCUCCUCGACUCAGCUCUCUUCCAUGCUCCAUGCUCCAUGCUCUGUGCUCCAUGCUCUGCCAACCUCUGGAAGGAAAUCAAAUCAUCCAUCGCCUCUCACAACCCCAACUGCGCUGCAACCUUCUCGUCCAGGCCCCGGUCCCGGCCACCGGGUCUCUCGUUAUUGUUGCGUGCACCCUGCAUGUUCUUUAGCAUCUGCUGGUUGCUGCUUCUGUUGCUUCCCUUUCAUUCCCAAUAUCAUGAUACAAUGUCAAACACACCCCCACUAACACUUCCCCUCCUUCCCCUCCCCACCAUCCAAUCUCUGGCAUCCCCUCCCCUCCAAAAGACUCUCACCGGUUGCAAGUUUUCUUGCGACGCCGUCCAGAUCCUCCCACCGACCGCAUGCGUCCCUGGUUUUCACCGCUGUUUGCACCUUCAGAGAGGUGUGCGCGCCGAGGCUUGCAUUAGCUGCUCGCGCGUCGUGCCAGCCUACCCACUGGCGUCCUGUCCGGGCUGUCCGGUCCAGAACUUCGCUCCAACCGUCUCUAUUGAUGAUGAUGAUGCCAUGGAUGACCCCGGCACGGAUAGCGUUCAUUACCCCGUAUGAGAUUCUGAACAAUCACCAACAACAACAACAACUACUCAACAUAAUGACGAAUGCCUCUACGCUGCGCCGUUCUGGAUACCAGU
Messenger RNA from Ilyonectria robusta, 699 nucleotides. RefSeq lists its product as uncharacterized. The transcript has a single exon. The record is from RefSeq and is a predicted model, not a curated record. The coding region runs from base 65 to 616 and encodes 183 amino acids. NCBI's taxonomy places the organism in Eukaryota, Fungi, Ascomycota, Sordariomycetes, Hypocreales, Nectriaceae.